This is a messenger RNA of Panicum hallii, 1380 nucleotides long. Its product is annotated as WRKY transcription factor SUSIBA2-like. Gene Ontology annotation, molecular function: sequence-specific DNA binding; DNA-binding transcription factor activity. Gene Ontology annotation, biological process: regulation of DNA-templated transcription. The transcript has 3 exons. Lineage: Eukaryota; Viridiplantae; Streptophyta; Magnoliopsida; Poales; Poaceae. The coding region runs from base 312 to 977 and encodes 221 amino acids. The record is from RefSeq and is a predicted model, not a curated record.
CGACCGCUCGGGUCGUGCCCCCGCGGACAUUUCCGCCCCUGCUAUAAGUGGCACGCCGGGCGGGGGCAAGCGGCGGCGCGCGGCGACCCCCGCAGCAGCUCCGAACCUUCUCCCCGCCCAGGAAGCUCACCGGGAAGCCGACCGGAUCCCCCCAAAUCACACACACAUCCCCGCCACCUCCUGCUACAACUACAAAUCCACCCGCCGUCGGCAUCCCUCGCUCCCCAUGCACACCGGCAGCUCGCCGACCCUCCGAGCUCGGGCCGCUACUGCUAUAAAUACGAAGCUCCGCGGCGGUGGUCCGGCCGGUCAUGGCGGCAGUCGGCGCGCGCCCAGUGCUGUACCACCACCCGGCGCCGGCGGGCGACGCCGCCUCCAUGUCCUCGUACUUCUCCCACGGAGGCAGCUCCACCUCCAGCUCCGCGUCCAGCUUCUCCGCCGCGCUCGGCGCCGCGCCCGCGCCCGCGCCCGCGCCGCUGCCGUCGCUCGCGGACCAGUUCGACAUCUCCGAGUUCCUCUUCGAUGACGGCGCGGGGGCGGCGGCCGCGCCAGGCGUGUUCGCCGACGGCGCGCCGCCCCCCGUCGCGCCGGCUGCUGGCAGCGCGAUCAGUGCGGCCGCACAUGCCGCCAGGAGCGCGGCGGAGGCGGUGCCGGAGCAGCCGCGGACGGAGCGGAUCGCGUUCCGGACGAGGUCGGAGGUCGAGAUCCUGGACGACGGCUACAAGUGGAGGAAGUACGGCAAGAAGUCCGUCAAGAACAGCCCCAACCCAAGGAACUACUACCGGUGCUCGACGGAAGGGUGCAACGUGAAGAAGCGGGUGGAGCGGGACAAGGACGACCCCAGCUACGUGGUGACCACGUACGAGGGCACGCACAACCACGUGAGCCCCAGCACGGUGUACUACGCCAGCCAGGACGCCGCCUCCGGACGCUUCUUCGUCGCCGGCACGCAGCCGCCGCCGGGCUCCCUCAACUAGUCCCGGCCGGCCGAUCGAUCCACCGCGCCACCGGUCGGGCGGCCAGCACGGCGGAACGCCGCCGCGCGUACGUCCAAGUAAGCCGGCGGCCAGAUAGCUAGUCGAUCGGUAUAGUAGUAGGACAUAUAGGUGAUCAUGAUCUGGCCGGGUCGGUUUCUCGAGGUGGAUCGUUUGGGAUCUAGCGCUCGUCCUCUUUUCCCCCGUCCUUUUCGGCGGCCGCUGGCUGUUGCGAUCGAAUGAAUAGUGUGCGGCUGCUGCUCGUGCUGGCUCAGGAGGUUUUUCCGCACAUCACUUGUUCCCACGAGCAUCAGUUGAGCUGAUCAGUCUGGGAAAUGUAGCAUUUAUAUACUGCUGCCUUGACCGUGCAAUAAGAUGUACAGAGGUUUUGUCCGUUGUUCAUCGA